AUGCCUUUUGUAUGGAAAACGCUGACCGACGAAGAAGAAAAGAGAUUAUUAGUUGCUAUGGCCUUAGAUGGAGUAGCUCCGCCUCCAAGAAGAAGCCCCUCUCCAAGGACGUUUUUUGCAAAUGUACUCAAAACUGUGGCCAGCUCUUCUCAAGCUCCAACAGUCGCAAAUCAAGCUCCGAAGGUUCCAAAUCAAGCUCCGACGGUUCCAAAUAUUGAGAACCAGCUUGAUCAAUUGAGGUCCGGAGCACCGAUAAAUCAUGGACACCUUUUUUAUUGCCAUCUACAGUUUAAAAUGGUCGGAAUGGCCGAAAAUUGUUUCAAAAAACAAUGUGGCAAUGCUUCCACAUCUGAGCAAUCCUCAGCCUCAAGUUGCUCCGCCAGCUCACAAUUUUCCACCAAGACCAGUUUCAAGCUGUGGACUUCGGCAAGUUCCAAUCUCUGGCAUCUAGCCAACAAAUAUGAAUUUGCUCCUCUCGACACUUUAGAAAAUUUGAAGUAUCAUAUUCAGUUUUGCUUCCCUCUUCCUUUUCAUUUGAUUUUUGAUAAAAUGAAAACCCUAAUUCUUCUAUUUCUACUAUUGUGCUUAAGUUAUGCCACCCAUAGAUCUCUGAAAUGCUACUAUUAUGAUGAGCUCACCAAAGAGAAAUUUAUCGAGCACGGACGGACUGAAUGCUAUGCCAGAUACGAUUUCAGUAUGAAAAACGCAUAUUUUGGUGGAACCAGAAGACAGUAUGUGCCUAAUAAACACAGAAACUCAACUGAACACUGUGCGGAUUUUAUAGAUAUCCACAUCAACGGUACAGCUAGGCCAGUGUACAUAUGUUACUGUUUUGAGGAUUACUGUAAUUUCCCAUUCACAUUCAACGAGUUUGUCGCCAGGGGACGUACACUGCAGCCUUUUUACGACGAUUGA
Molecule: messenger RNA, 915 nt
Organism: Caenorhabditis briggsae
Lineage: Eukaryota; Metazoa; Nematoda; Chromadorea; Rhabditida; Rhabditidae
Exons: 6
Coding region: 1-915 (304 amino acids)
Source: RefSeq, a predicted model, not a curated record